Colias croceus (clouded yellow) is the source of this 2191-nucleotide messenger RNA. RefSeq lists its product as uncharacterized. Bases 24 to 1895 code for a protein of 623 amino acids. The transcript is spliced from 10 exons. NCBI's taxonomy places the organism in Eukaryota, Metazoa, Arthropoda, Insecta, Lepidoptera, Pieridae. The record is from RefSeq and is a predicted model, not a curated record.
CAGCUGCAUCUCAAUACAUUAAAAUGCCGGGUGUUAUUUUUAUUGUGUGCAUUCCGACAAGUAACUAUGAACAUAUUUUGAAAUAUGGCAAACCAAAAGAAUUAAUAUCCUUAGAAGAGUCCGAUAUGAAAAAAUGUAAAUUGGAAGUGGAACUGCGAAACAAAAAGGCUAAAAGUAUACCUAUACAUUUGACUCAACAUCAUUAUAAUGAUGUUUACUACAACCACAAGUUGGAAAAAAUAAGGGAAGACGAUGAACUGAUUACAAUGGAAAAUAUUUUACAUGAAUUACUAAGAAAACUUGAUGUAGAGCACGUAGUGUGGAUUAGCGAUGAAAUGGGCAAUUAUUUUGAAGUAAUUUUCCCACUUUCUACUGGAGAUAAAUGUGAGACGAUGCUUCACUGCCUUACUCAACUCGGUAUUGGAGUAUGUUGUAAAUCUAUUGUUAGUGUCCUUCCAUGCAACGUUGUACAUUCGGCUAUAGAAAUCGCAAAAGAUGAUGAUAGCAUUCUAAAGAAAAACGACGACGCAAGGCGAUGGCGGCAGUUUGUAGAGUCAAUCAGAUCGAAGUUAACAGUCAAGCAAGUGGUAGACGGUGUAAGGGGUGGUGGUGAAUUGUCGUUUGAUUAUCUCACACUAAUUAUUACAGCUGAUUCUCUUGCAGCACUCGGUCUCGUAGAAAAUAACGCAUCAAAUAUAGUGGCUGCCAUGUUGGUUUCUCCCUUAAUGGGCCCCGUCAUGUCAAUUACCUUUGGAACUAUAAUAGCCGAUAGAAGCCUUGUGAAAAGCGGUUUUGAAAGCCUUAUAAUCGGAAUGCUUGCAUCUCUGCUGUUUGGAUUUAUUUUUGGGCUGAUACUGGGUACAACAGAAAUGCCAUGGGGAUAUGGAGAUUGGCCUACGGAGGAGAUGAAAGCUCGAGGUAAUGUUAGAUCGUUAUGGAUGGGUGUGCUAUGGGCCCUGACAUCAGGCACCGGAGUGGCGCUGGCCCUCCUUCAGGGAAGUGCAGGACCACUCAUCGGCAUUGCUAUUUCUGCGUCUUUGCUACCACCAGUAGUUAACUGUGGAUUAUAUUGGGCUUUGGCCUGUAUAUGGCUUCUAUACCCAGGGACAAAAAUUCCCCAUUUGAAGGGAGAACCUUAUUACGGAAACUCAUCUUACGAACCACUUUAUCAUAAUUAUUUACCAAUUGAAUUCGCCGUAAACGGAAUAGUGAGCUGUUGCUUAACAAUUGUUAACGUAAUAUGUAUAUUUAUUACCGCUAUAAUGUUUCUCAAAAUAAAAGAGGUAGCAGCGCCGUACACAUCUACACCAGAUUUGAGAAGAUUUUGGGAACAAGACAUAAAAGUCGCACGAGAAGCUAAUAAAAGCAAUGCCAAAUCGGAUGAUGAUACAGCUGAGCUCGUGAUGGGCGAAAUGAAUCAAGCUGAAGACGAUGAAAUGAAGGAAAAGCUAGAAGCAGCUGUGCAGGAGGCGCUAGAUGACGAAACUUAUAGGAAAGUAAAACGGAUGAGCUACCAAAGCCAUACUGCGGACGAGGUCAUUCGAACUAUUGGUCUGCAACCGAGAACGCCAACCUCAGUGCGCUCGAGCGUCGUAUCUGGAGGAAUUUCCCCAAAAUUACCACAACCUCAAAGAGGUUCCAAUAUAAACGACAUAGCAACAUUAGAUAAACUUUUAACAUCAUUACUGGGACUUCAAAAGCGGCGGUCAUACAGAUCCCACAUUGGUACUCCUAGAGCGAGUCAUUUACCGACUUUACAAGAAACCGGAUUAAACAGGCGGUCAGAAUCUUGGCCCGACAAAAUCUAUGAAGAUUCCAUUGUACGCAACGUGCUAAAUAAUUUGAAAAGCAAACGUAAUUCUCCCAACGAUGAAGGGUUUUUGACACCAAAUUGAUUCAAUAGUAUAAAAAGCGAAUCAAUUAUCCGCGCCCUUAGCCUUAUUCAUACGCACAAAUAACAGGUUUAAGGAAAAUUUUGUUAUUUUGUGAUGUGCAUAAUAUACUAUUAAUUAACAUUUCAUGAACUUAAUUAAAUACCAAUCUUAAAUUAAGUAAUAAUUAUAUAUACGCACCGAUUUCCUCAUUGAUAAUUUUAUUUUAACGAUCUUACUAUGAAAUUCUGCGAGAAUAUAAUAUUGUAUGUACUAUUGAAAUGAAUUAACAGCAGUAUAAACUACAAUAAGUAUAUAUU